Messenger RNA from Priapulus caudatus, 2955 nucleotides. Its product is annotated as ABC transporter B family member 27-like. The transcript is spliced from 16 exons. Gene Ontology annotation, molecular function: ABC-type oligopeptide transporter activity; ATP binding; ATP hydrolysis activity. Gene Ontology annotation, biological process: transmembrane transport. Gene Ontology annotation, cellular component: membrane. NCBI's taxonomy places the organism in Eukaryota, Metazoa, Priapulida, Priapulimorpha, Priapulimorphida, Priapulidae. The record is from RefSeq and is a predicted model, not a curated record. Bases 159 to 2708 code for a protein of 849 amino acids.
UUGUAUGCUAUUUUCUACCUUGUUUUCUACGUUUUGUGUUUAUGUCUGAAGUGUUUCUAACUAAUUUCGGUGAUUAUCGAUUGCUCAGGACCACCUUGUGUAGUUGUGAUCCGGUUUACUACAAAUGAAUCAUUUCGGUUCAAGGAUAGGGUUGAACGAUGGCGGCGAAUAAACUGACAAAACAGAGUGAGCGAGUGGCUUUCGCCAAAGAUCUGUCAUUUCCAAAAUACAAGAGUACGGAGAGUUUGAGCUAUGGAUCAGUCGACCAUACAGUAGAGCCUGUGGAGGCACAUGAAGAUGCACAUACUUCGUUUGAACCAACACAAGAGGAAAACAAGCUGCUGCCUUCAGGGUGCUCUAUCCGUUACAGUUUGCCUCUGGCUCGAUUUACAGUGCUAACUACCCUACUUCUUUUCGUUGACUGUAUUGUAACAGCGGUGUUGUGGUUUACAGGAGGCAGUGGUGAAUACCUCACAGACAGCGUUAUCAAUUUUUCAUUCGAAACGUCCAUAUUCGAUCUACUGCCACUGGCGAUCGUGCGUACGCUCAUUUUGGUGUCUAUCUACUGGAAGUUGGAAAGUACUUAUAUGCAGCAGUAUGAGUCUCCUCUUGACUACCAGCUGUUUCUCGUGAAGAGAGUAUUGCACGCUAGUGCUGGCGCUGUGCAGCUUGUAUUCACUGCAUACGCGUUCAUCAAAGGUGGAAUGAUACUUGCUGCAUUCGUCCGAUCUUCUAAAUCGGCCGCCAUGAGUGCAACGUUCUAUGCUGCACUGGUGUGUGCGUGUGUAUUCUCGCUCGCAGAGUUGCUCGCAUACGUUCUAAGCUUCAGAACUUACAAGAAGUUGCCAAAGAUGAGAGUACGACAUAUCUACAAUGCAGUAGGUGUUGAAGUUGAUGUGGAUGGUACGCCAAAGAAAAGGGAGGCAUCCCUUGUCAGGAUAGCUGUUUUAGCAAAGCCAGAGUUUCCAUUAUUAUCUGUUGGAUUGUUUGCUUUGCUGUUCUCAUCUGGCUCCCAGAUAGUCGCGCCGCUAUUUUUUGGACUAGUGAUUGAUGCUGCUCAGACGUCUAUUGCAAAGUUGAACAGGGUAGUGGUGAUCAUGCUGCUGAUCUACGGUGUUGGAGCAUUGGCGUCGAUGAUUCGAGCGUGGAUGUUUGAGCUUGCUGGACAACGCUUUGUUGCUAGGCUACGCAAAGAUGUAUUCACAGCCAUAAUAAAACAAGAAAUUGGCUUCUUUGAUGAGACUAGGACAGGAGAACUAACGAACAGGCUUGCCUCGGAUACACAAGUUGUGCAGAAUGCUGUGACAGUGAACAUUUCAAUGUUGGUACGCUAUACGUUCCAAAUCAUUGGCUCCCUUGUGCUCAUGUUCCUUCUCAGUGCAAAGCUUACUGCAGUACUGCUAGCAGUCGUACCUGCUAUUGCUGUUGGUGCUGUCCAGUAUGGCAAGUUUUUAAAGUCGCUUCGGAAGAAGUUUCAGGACGAACUGGCUGAUGCAAACACCACAGCUGAGGAAUCCAUGUCGAACAUACGCACCGUGCGAAGCUUCUGUGGGGAGAGGAAGGCCGUAAGAGAAUAUGGGGAGAAAAUUGGCAAGAGCUUCUCCUUGGGUAGAAGAAUUGCAGUGCUGCAAGGUGUCUUUCAAGGGGGCGUAAAUGUGAUGGCAUUUGGUGCCAUCACUUGUGUGCUGUGGUAUGGAGGCAACCUGCUUUAUGCUAACACUCAAGAUUCCUCAGAAGGCAUCACAGCUGGAGUCCUCACUUCUUUCCUUCUCUUCACAUUGAAUGUGGCUAUGGGUUUUGCAUUUGUCUCUGCACUCUAUGGGGAGUUUAUGCAGGCUGUGGGCGCAUCCAUCCGUCUAUUUGAGCUACUAGACAGAGAACCUAAGGUCAAUAAUCAGGGCCUGUGCAGACUGGAAGAGCUGAGGGCAGAGGUUGCCUUUGACGAUGUUCACUUCACUUACCCGGCUCGUCCGGGCAGUGAAGUCUUGAAGGGGGUGUCGUUUAAGGUUGACAUAGGUAGUAUGGUGGCACUUGUGGGGCCAUCUGGUGGAGGAAAAUCGACCAUCGUGAGUUUAAUAGAGCGAUUCUAUGACACAAACCAAGGAAAUAUAAUAUUAGGUGGGAGUAAUAUCACAACCUUAGACAGUGAUUGGUUCAGGCACAAAAUCGCAAUUGUUAGUCAGGAGCCAGUAUUGUUUUCUUGCUCAAUUAGAGACAACAUUACGUAUGGCAAGGAAGCUAGCAUCGAUGAGGUAAUAGAGGUAGCUAAGCAGGCGAAUGCUCAUGAUUUCAUCAUGUCGUUCGAAGAUCGCUACGAUACGCUCGUGGGCGAGAGAGGGUUGAGACUUUCUGGCGGCCAGAAACAGAGAAUAGCCAUUGCUCGAGCGCUGAUAAUAAAUCCCCAGAUUCUGCUGUUAGAUGAGGCUACCAGUGCGCUGGAUUCAGAGAGUGAGUACUUGGUGCAGGAGGCCAUAGAUAGAGCUAUGGAUGGUAGGACAGUCCUCGUUAUUGCACAUCGGCUAUCUACCGUCAAGACUGCUGCUCUGGUGAUUGUCAUUGACAAGGGAAUCAUAGUAGAACAGGGAACUCAUGAGGACCUUCUGGCCAGGAAUGGAGUUUACCGAAAACUUGUGUUGAGACAAUUAACUUCAGAAAAUGCUUCUUUGACAUCUGAACCACAGGUCGAUGAAGAUAAUGGCAAAAAAUGAGUUCUUCAACCCAAAGUCUAAAGAUUGUGAGAUAACAUUGAACACCAGUGAUAAUAAUCAGCUAUCAAAUGAUGUAUUAUGAUUCAUCUGAAGUCGUAAGAUGUAUUUAAUUUGUUCUUUUCCUCUAAAGUCUAAAGUAUAAUAUAUUUAUGCCAUUACUAGUGAUUUUUUGUGUUGACCAGACGUGAUGCGGCCAUGAUGCCGAGGCGCGCCGAGGAUUGACACUUUGUGUCUUCCAAUCACAGCG